Molecule: messenger RNA, 2310 nt
Organism: Morus notabilis
Lineage: Eukaryota; Viridiplantae; Streptophyta; Magnoliopsida; Rosales; Moraceae
Product: subtilisin-like protease SBT4.6
Exons: 10
Coding region: 81-2291 (736 amino acids)
Biological process (GO): proteolysis
Molecular function (GO): serine-type endopeptidase activity
Source: RefSeq, a predicted model, not a curated record
AGCUUUUCCUUUCCAUAAGAUAGUGUGAAGUCAGUAUAAAGUAAUCUACAUCACUCCUGAACUCUGAAAAACUACAAAACAUGGGGAAGUUUGGAGCUCUUCUGUUUAACGUUUUCUUCACCGUUUUCAUCCUCGCCUUGAGCUUUUCGUGCAAAGCCAUUGACGAAGAUAGAAAGGCCUAUAUUGUGUACAUGGGGGCACUUCCUGAUGGAGUGUACACUCCAUCGACUCAUCACUUUAGUAUACUACAAAGUAUAAUUCAGGACAGUUCUAUUGCAGGUUCCUUUAUUCGAAGUUACAAAAGGAGUUUCAAUGGAUUUGCAGCCAAACUUACUGAUCAAGAAAGACAGAAGCUUGCCAGUAUGAAGGAAAUAGUCUCCAUUUUCCGGAGCGAAAUUUUUCAAACUCAAACAACAAGAUCUUGGGACUUCAUGGGUUUGCACGAGAAAAUAGAUAGAAAACCGACUGCCGAGAGUGAUACCAUAAUUGGUGUUAUUGACACUGGAAUUUGGCCUGAGUUGGAGAGCUUUAGUGAUGAAGGCUUUGGUCCUCCUCCCAAGAAGUGGAAGGGUGCUUGCACAGGCGGAACAAAUUUCACUUGCAACAACAAGAUCGUCAGAGCUCGGUAUUAUUUAUCAUUUGGAUCAGGUUAUGAGUCUGCAAGAGAUCUCGUCGGCCAUGGGAGCCAUACAGCCUCAACGGCUGCUGGAAACAACAUAAAGGAUGUGAGUUUUUAUGGAAUAGCAGAAGGCACUGCAAGAGGGGGGGUUCCUUCUUCUAGAAUCGCUGCAUAUAAAGUCUGUGACCCUGAGGGGUGCUAUUCGCACUCUAUCUUGGCUGCUUUUGAUGAUGCAAUUGCUGAUGGUGUUGACAUCAUUACUGUAUCACUCGGAAGUAGUGGGGCUCAUGCAUUCGAAGUUGAUCCAAUCGCAAUCGGCUCUUUUCAUGCAAUGGCAAAAGGGAUACUAACCUUAAACUCUGCAGGAAACAGUGGCCCGUCUCUUCAGACCGUGUCAAGUUUAGCGCCAUGGCUGAUGACAGUAGCCGCAAGUAGCAUAGACCGACGGAUUAUUUCUAAGGUUUCUCUUGCUAAUGGGACAACCAUUAUUGGAAGUUCAGUAAAUUCUUUCAAACUGAAUGAAACGACAUUUCCUUUAGUACAUGGAAGAAAUGGUUCUACUCGGUGCUCAGAGUUGAGGGCUAGGCUAUGCGAAGAAGGUUUCCUCGACAGAUGUUUAGUCGAGGGAACGAUUGUGCUGUGCGAUCGAGUUAUAGGAAUCAAGGAGGCCUAUAGAGCUGGUGCACUUGGUUCGAUUUCUGUUGAUGGCACAUUUAGUGAUGUUUCUUUUGUUUCCCCAUUGCCUGCAGUAACUUUAAACCAGACGAAUUAUAUGGCGAUCAUUUCCUACCUAUGUUCCACAGAAGACCCUCGAGCAACCAUAUUACAAAGUGAAACCAUAAAAGAUAUUGCAGCUCCUGUUGUUGUUUCCUUCUCUUCGCGUGGACCAAAUGCUAUUACACCGGAUAUUAUGAAGCCGGAUAUAACUGCUCCAGGAGUGGACAUAUUAGCCUCAUAUUCACCUGUAGUUCCACCCUCAGAUUCCUUUGACGACACGAGGCGCGUAAAGUACAAUAUCAUGUCUGGAACCUCCAUGUCUUGUCCCCAUGUCGCUGGAGCAGCUGCCUAUGUUAAAACAUUUCAUCCUGACUGGUCUCCUUCAGCCAUUAAAUCAGCUCUUAUGACUACAGCUUUUAUCAUGAACGACACUGAUCAUCCCAACAAAGAAUUCGAUCAUGGUUCCGGGCAUGUCAACCCCACAACAGCUAUAAAUCCCGGACUUGUGUACGAGUCUUCCGAAGUAGACUAUGUUGCGUUUCUCUGCAGCAUUGGCUAUGAUGACGUGAAAGUUAGGCGCAUAUCAGGAGAUAACAGCACUUGCCCCAAAAGCUCAGAAGAAGGAUCAUCACCAAGGUAUCUCAAUUACCCUUCAAUGACUGCUCAAGUUCCAGCAGGCAAGCCGUUUAUGGUUAGAUUUCCCAGAAGGGUUACGUAUGUGGGUGACGGAAACUCCACUUAUACGGCAAGAAUCUUACCAAAGUUGAAGCUUCAUAUAAAAGUAACGCCUUCAGUUUUUUCUUUUCAGUCACUGGGCGAGGAGAAAUCCUUUGAUGUGAUUGUUAAAGGAAAAGGCUUAUCAGAUAACUCUAUUGUGUCUACAUCACUAGUGUGGACUGAUCGCUUUCAUAAUGUUAGAAGUCCCAUUGUCCUGCACAGCCUGUUCUCAACUUAAUCUUGCUGCCAAAUGGGAG